Messenger RNA from Hyaloscypha bicolor E, 1979 nucleotides. Its product is annotated as succinyl-CoA:3-ketoacid-coenzyme A transferas-like protein. Gene Ontology annotation, biological process: ketone body catabolic process. The record is from RefSeq and is a predicted model, not a curated record. The transcript has 8 exons. NCBI's taxonomy places the organism in Eukaryota, Fungi, Ascomycota, Leotiomycetes, Helotiales, Hyaloscyphaceae. Gene Ontology annotation, molecular function: succinyl-CoA:3-oxo-acid CoA-transferase activity. Bases 1 to 1674 code for a protein of 557 amino acids.
AUGGCGAUACGAAGAAUAACCUCAGCUUGCUUGACACAGUCGACUCGCAGAGCCAAUGCCUUCCUCUCCACACCCAGCAUCCACUUUCGUCCCAAUUCUAUCCCCCAAGCGCGGCACUUCCAAAUCACCUCAAUCCGCCUCGAACAACAGGCAAAUACAAGCGCAAAACGAGAUCCAGCGCCGAAAAUCAUAAGGGGUCAAUCAAAAGUGUUUAAGGAUGCCGAUGCGGCGGUCAAAGAUCUGAAGAGUGGAGCAGUGAUAUUGAGUGCUGGGUUUGGACUGUGCGGGACUGCUGAAACUAUCAUAGCAGCAAUCGAGCGGAGAGGAAAAGAUGGCCUCAACAAUCUUACUGCAGUGUCCAACAACGCAGGAGCUGCAGGCGGCGGCGGCCUCUCGCCGCUCGUUGCAUCAGGACAAAUUGAAAGAUUGAUACUGUCGUACUUGGGAGGGAACAAGUUUCUCGAGAAGAAGUAUCUCAGUGGUGAGAUUGCGAUUGAGCUCUGUCCGCAAGGGACGAUUGCAGAGAGGAUUCGAGCUGGAGGAGCAGGAAUUCCUGCUUUUUUUACGCCUACAGGGAUCAAUACAUUAUUGCAGUCAGGAGAUAUCCCCGUCCGCCUCGGUCCCGUCGACCAAGCAACCGGAAAAUCCACCAUCUUAGAAAAAGGCAAGCCUCGAGAAACCAGAAUAUUCGACGGCAAGGUCUACGGCAUGGAGACUGCGAUUGAAGGUGAUCUAGCAAUAUUACGAGCAUGGAAAGUGGAUGAAGCUGGGAACUGUCAAUUCCGAUAUACGACAAAAGCAUUCGGCCAAGUAGUUGGCAAAGCGGCAAAAGUUACGAUUGUUGAAGCAGAGAAUAUCGUGCCUGUUGGUGAUAUUCAUCCUGAUAAUGUGCAUUUGCAAGGAAUAUAUGUGGAUCGUAUUGUGCCGUCGACUGUGGAGAAGGUGAUUGAGAUUCGGAAGUUGAAAGAAGUCGAAGGACAGGCAGAGGGCGGGAAGAAAUCUGAGGCGUUGCUGAGGAGAGAGAGGAUUGCGAGACGGACCAGUAAGGAGUUGAAGCAUGGGUAUUAUGUUAAUCUUGGCGUGGCAGGUCUACCGACGUUGGCGCCGAGUUAUCUGGAUCCGGAGACGAAGGUGUGGAUUCAGUCUGAGAAUGGACUUUUAGGGAUGGGCCCAUAUCCAACAGAGGAUGAAAUCGAUGCCGACAUCAUCAACGCCGGAAAAGAAACUGUAACUAUGGUACCAGGCGCGUCAACCUUCGACUCCGCCGAAUCCUUCGCCAUGAUCCGCGGCGGGCACAUUGACGUGUCCGUCCUUGGCGCGCUACAAGUCUCUGCCAAUGGUGACCUCGCAAACUUUAUGAUCCCAGGCAAAGUAUUCAAGGGGAUGGGAGGCGCGAUGGAUCUUGUGGGCAACCCAGACCAAACGAAGAUUAUGGUUGCGACGGAACAUGUGGCGAAGGAUGGGAGCGCCAAGAUUGUGGAGAGUUGUGCGUUGCCGUUGACGGGCGCGAGGUGUGUUAGUACGAUUAUUACGGAUUUGUGUGUUUUUGAGGUUGAUAGAGUUAAGGGUGGGUUGACAUUGACGGAGCUUGCGCCGGGUGUGGAUGUCGAGGAGGUGAGGAGUAAGACGGAUGCGAAGUUCGCGGUGGCAGAUGAUAUAAAGUCUAUGGAGUGAACUGUAUAUAAAAUAAAGAUAGAAGAUUUUGCUGUCAUCCGGUGUUUGGGAUGGUUUUGAGGGCAUGCUUUCCAUUGCACGUUUAUAGAGUCAUUGCUAUGUAUAUACAAAUCUAUACAAGGUCAUAAACAAUGAUCUAUCUACAACUUCGCCCUCUCCAUCCCCGGCGCGAAGGAACUACCACUCCCCUCCCCCAAUGCCUCAACAAUCCUAUCCACCGCGUCUAAGAGCCACACAUUCCCCUCAUCAGUAGCAAGCCACUCUCCCCCUUCGACAGGAAACUCCCCACUAGCCUUGAAACUCUC